Molecule: messenger RNA, 597 nt
Organism: Pseudophryne corroboree (corroboree frog)
Lineage: Eukaryota; Metazoa; Chordata; Amphibia; Anura; Myobatrachidae
Product: mitochondrial import receptor subunit TOM5 homolog
Exons: 2
Coding region: 134-289 (51 amino acids)
Cellular component (GO): mitochondrial outer membrane translocase complex
Source: RefSeq, a predicted model, not a curated record
UUGGACAGUGUAGAGCGGAAAGGGAAAGGAGGGGUGUGGAAAACCAGCCUGUGUGUAGAGAGGAGCAAUAGUGAGGACGUGCGUGUGCUGCUGCUGCUGUUGUUCUGGGCUGAGGAGAGACCACGCUGUUGCCAUGUUCCGCCUGGAAGGUCUUGGGCCCAAGGCUGACCCCGAAGAGAUGCGUGUGAAGAUGCGGCGCGAUGUCCUCACCUCUGUGCGCAACUUCCUCCUCUAUGUGGCCGUGCUGAGGAUCACUCCGUUUGUCUUGAAGAAGCUGGACAGUAUAUGAUGAAAACACAUUUGGAGGCUGUUUCCUAUAGUUAAGCCGUGGACUGAUUUGUCUCCUACACCAUGAACUGAGACAUAAACUGAUGGGUAUCCACAUGGUGUAAGGACACUGGUUGGAAUGUAAAAGUAAUUAAUAUUGACUGUAAUGAGUGACCAUCAGUUCAACGGUCAUUGCUGACAUAUUUUGUAUGUACUUCUGUUUUCUUAGAACGCUACCUUUAAAAUCCACUUUGAUUUGGAGUCAUGGUUUUAAUGUUUUUCCUAACUACUGUGGCAGAAAAACACUAGUAAAUAAAAUACAAAACAUAA